Messenger RNA from Gracilinanus agilis (Agile Gracile Mouse Opossum), 1544 nucleotides. RefSeq names its product inter-alpha-trypsin inhibitor heavy chain H4-like. The transcript is spliced from 12 exons. The record is from RefSeq and is a predicted model, not a curated record. Lineage: Eukaryota; Metazoa; Chordata; Mammalia; Didelphimorphia; Didelphidae. The coding region runs from base 66 to 1544 and encodes 492 amino acids.
CUGCAGGGGACAUCCAGAUUGAGAAUGGAUACUUCGUGCAUCACUUUGCUCCAGCAGACCUGCCUAUGGUGCCCAAGAAUGUGGUCUUUGUCAUCGACAAGAGCGGGUCCAUGUCUGGGAAGAAGAUGAGGCAGACCAGAGAAGCAAUGGUACAGAUUCUAGAUGAUCUCAGACCAGAGGACCAGUUCAACUUAGUCAUCUUUGAUGGACACGUAUUCCAGUGGAUGCCAGCGCUGCUUCAGGCCUCAUCUGAGAAUGUAGAACAAGCCAAGAAAUUCACCUCCCUUAUCUCAGCCAUGGGUGCAACCAACAUCAAUGACGCUGUUCUUCUGGCUGUGAAGAUGCUAGAUGAGGGCAACAGGAAGGAGCAGCUACCAGCAGGGAGUGUCUCCAUGAUCAUCCUGCUCACCGAUGGAGAUCCCACUGAGGGGGAGAAAGACCCUAAGAAAAUUCAGGAGAAUGUGAAAGCAGCUAUAGGAGGUAGCUAUCACCUCUAUUGCCUGGGUUUUGGCUUUGAUGUCAACUAUGCUUUCCUGGAGAAGCUGGCCUUGGAGAAUGGCGGAGUGGCCCGGCGCAUCUAUGAGGACUCAGAUGCAGACUUGCAGCUCCAGGAUUUUUACCAAGAGGUGGCCAACCCACUGCUCACCACAGUGGAGUUCCAGUAUCCAGACAAUUCUGUGGAACUGCUCACACAAGAUAACUUCAGGGUCUUCUUCAAGGGUUCUGAGCUAGUGGUGGCUGGGAAGCUCAAGCCCCAGGUGGAGGAUUUGCUCUCAGCUGAAGUCAAGGGCCAGUCGCCCACCCAGAACUUCACCUUCCAAACAGAAGUGAAUGUUGAGGACAAGGAGAAGGUGUUCCAGAGCCCAAAGUACAUUUUCCACAACUUCAUGGAACGCCUGUGGGCAUACCUGACCAUUCAGCAGCUGUUGGAGAAAGCUGUUUCAGCAUCAGCUGAUGAGAAGAAGAGCCUGGAGGCCCGGGCUUUGGGUCUGUCCCUCAACUUCAGCUUUGUCACCCCCCUCACGUCCAUGGUGGUCACCAAACCAGAGGGCCAGGAUCAAGCCCAGGUGGCUUCCAAGCCAGUGGAAGCGGAUAAUGAUUGGUCUUCUACAUUUUCACUAUUGGGAGGAUUUCCUAGCACAGGUUUUUACAACUUUCCACUGAUGCGUUUUAGUGGCCAAGGAGUCUCAGGAGCCCUAUCAGGUCUUCCAGGGCCUCCAGGGGCUGCAGGUGUCUCAGGAAACUUCUUUUAUGGGAGAGGAGCACCCAGAUAUAAUGCGCCGCCACCUCCACCACCUCCGGAUUACUUCAGGAUGGCAGAAUAUGAUGUCAAGUCGUCAGCUCCAGUGGUGCCAACUUUUCUUGAUCUUCAUCCUUGGAUGCGUUCAUAUGAACCACUUCCUUCCCCGACUCUUCCAGAGAAGAGAGCCCCUCAUUUCAUCUUGCUGGGAAACAACCACACUGAGGAGACAAUAUGUGUGAAUGUCAAAGGGUCAUCCAAGACCCCACAGAAUCUCAUCUCAGAUCCUGGGCAAGGUAAGUGA